This is a messenger RNA of Aspergillus versicolor CBS 583.65, 2190 nucleotides long. RefSeq lists its product as uncharacterized. Gene Ontology annotation, molecular function: iron ion binding; heme binding; monooxygenase activity. The transcript has 2 exons. Bases 196 to 1920 code for a protein of 574 amino acids. Lineage: Eukaryota; Fungi; Ascomycota; Eurotiomycetes; Eurotiales; Aspergillaceae. The record is from RefSeq and is a predicted model, not a curated record.
UGGUGACGCUGACUCCGCAUAAAACAAAAGGACGAAAAAAGCAAGGGGAAUAAAAGAUGAACUGGUAAAAAUGGGGGAGAAAAAAAACAAAUACCCCACCCCCCCGGUACAGUGCUAGUUAGGUCCCCGUCUUGCUCAUCUGUCCAACCGUCACAGAGAAGCCUCUCAAGCAUGGAAGCCUUCACGCUUCUCACCAUGGCCCUGGCGGCAGUUCCAACACUCUACCUAAUUUACCUCUCCAUCCUCCCUCGCCCGCUGCCCGGAAUCCCCUACAACCCUUCCUCCCCACGCAGCCUCCUCGGCGACAUCCCCGCGCUACUCACGCAUCUCUCCACGACCCCCACAAACACAUUCACAACCUACACAACCAGCCUAAUGCGCCAGCUCGGCAGCCCAGUGAUCCAAAUCUUCCCGAGGCCCCGCUUCCUCUCUCUCCUUCCCGGCGGUGGCAGCAGCAGCAACGCAAGCGUAAUGAUCCUCGGCGACUACACAACCGCCUACGAUGUCUUCGUCCGACGAACCCGCGAGUUCGACCGGUCUCCGAGCAUCGGGCAUAUGCUGCUGGGUUUCAUCCCGCGGAACCAUAUCCACCUGCGGACGAACGGGACGUGGAAGGCGCAGAGGCGGUUGUUUCUGGGGUCCAUAGGGAAGGGGUUUUUGUUUGGCGUGUUGGCGCCUGUUAUUGGGGAGAGAGCGGAGCGGUUGGUGGAGAGCUGGAAACGGAUGAGUAGACUCGCGAAAGGGAGGCCGUGGAGUGCGCAGAGGGAUUUGUAUUUGCUUGCGCUGAGUGGCGUUGCGGCGUUUACUUUUGGGGGGUCGUUUGAAGAGGGGCUUGAGAAGGAGGUUGGUGCUGGUGGUGGGGGGGAACCAUCGGAGACAAGUGAAGGGGAGGAAAUGUCAGACGGUGGGGGUUCUGAUCAGCCUGUUGAGUUCGCAGAGCAGGGCAUCCCUGAUAUCUACCAGGCGAGCCUUGAGAUAACCAGGACGAUGGGCGAGUUGCGCGGGAGUCUGAUGCCGCGAGUGAAGUGGGAGAUUGUGCGCAGGAGGGCACGGCUGAAGUGGGCAAGAAAGGUCAUGAAAAACACCGUCAACUGCGAAAUAGCCAAAGCAGUGGACAGACUCCAUCACAACCGAGAGACGACGCCAGAGUCUGCGGUGGAGCAUAUGGUGGCGCACGAGAGGGACCUGGCCAAGAAGGAAGGAAGAAGACCUGAUUAUUUCUCGCCGGUCAUGGUGGAUGAGAUCACCGGCUUCAUGAUCGCCACAUACGAGACCACCGGCUCGACCCUCUCCUGGGGGUUCAAAUACCUCACUGACCUGCCGUUCAUCCAAAGCAAACUCCGCCAGGCUCUUGAACAGGGCUAUCCCGCUGCUGCGAAAGAAAGACGAUGCCCCUCGAUCAGCGAGAUAAACGACACCGACAUCCCCUACCUCGACGCCGUCACUGAAGAAAUUCUCCGCUUCGCAAACCCCGCCACGGGUGUCGACCGGCAGGCUAUGGUGGACACCGAAAUCCUCGGUCACGUCGUUCCGAAAGGCACCAUCGUAGCCUGCCUACUCCCCGAACCAGCCCUAAUAAGCCCGCCCGAAAUCGCCAAGAAUCCUUCCCAGAGAUCACCAUCAACAGACAGCCAUUCCUGGGACGAUCCGGACUUGGCACCCUUCCGCCCCGAGCGGUGGAUCUCACACGGGCAGCUUAAUCUAGACGCCGCGCCGCGGGUGGCGUUUGGAUUGGGCCCGCGGGGUUGCCCUGGUAAGAGGCUGGCGUACAUGGAGAUCAAGGUAGGGUUGGUAUCGGUGAUGUGGAAUUUUGAGAUGUUGCCGUGUCCUGCCGAGUUGUCGGGGUAUGAGAAGGUGGUCCUUGCGACGCAGAAGCCAAAACAGUGUUAUUUACGGCUGAGGGAGAUUGACCGAUCCUAGUGGCUCUUUUGCGUGGUAGUGCUUUGAACCUGUGCCCUGCUUUCAACCUGAGGUGAAAUACUUUGCGAAUUGAAUCUAUUACUUUCAAGGUGUAUGGUGUUCCCGCUUGUAGGGCUGGAUUUUAAAUAGCACUGUUCAAGUCCUCUACAACUAACCAUACUCUACGGAGUAUAUUACUACGGGAAAUAUCUCCGAAAUGUCAACCCAUACACAGACCGGAUGGGUUCAGUUACACAGAUAUGUCUGGCCAACGAAGGGGAUAGACACCGC